UUAGCAGAUUUUCUGCUCUUCGUGGUUGUCAUGGAUCAAGGCAUCUACGACACCAGGACCGAGACGGAGAAGCCGGCGUCUGAAAAUAUGGGCACAAAAGUGACUAUCAACAACCCAGCCGACAUCACCGUCAUCGUCGGCUAUUUCCUCAUGGUCAUUGGAGUGGGAAUCUGGUCCAUGUUCCGGACUAACCGCGGCACGGUGAGGGGUUACUUUUUAGCAGGUCGGACCAUGAUCUGGUGGCCGGUGGGCGCCUCUUUAUUUGCCAGCAAUAUCGGCAGCGGCCAUUUUGUGGGGCUGGCCGGGACCGGAGCGGCCAGUGGGAUUGCCGUCGGGGGCUUCGAAUGGAAUGCUCUCUUCAUCAUGCUACUGCUCGGCUGGCUCUUCGUUCCCGUUUAUCUGACUGCUGGGGUAAUCACCAUGCCUCAGUACCUGAAGAAAAGGUUCGGAGGUAACAGGAUCAGCCUGUACUUAUCCGUCAUCUCUCUGUUCCUCUAUAUCUUCACGAAGAUUUCUGUCGACAUGUUCUCAGGAGCGAUAUUCAUCCAGCAGGCUUUGGGAUGGAAUAUCUAUGUAUCUGUAAUUGCCCUGCUGUCCAUCACGGCCUUAUAUUCAGUCACAGGUGGGCUGGCUGCCCUUAUGUACACAGACACCGUCCAGACAUUUGUCAUCAUCGUCGGAGCCUUCGUCCUCACGGGAUUCUCCUUCGUGGAGAUCGGAGGCUACAGUGCCCUGUUUGAGAAGUACGCCGAGGCUCUGCCUACCGUCACGCAAUCCCCACAGCCCCAGCUCUACAACAUCUCCUCGGCAUGCUACCAGCCACGCAGUGACGCCUUCCACCUGCUGCGGGACCCCGUGAACGGAGACCUACCCUGGCCCGGAGUGAUCUUUGGCAUCGCCAUCGUGGGCAGCUGGUACUGGUGCAGUGACCAGGUGAUCGUCCAGCGCUGCCUGGCUGGCCGCAGCCUCAGCCACGUGAAAGCUGGCUGCAUCCUGUGCGGGUACCUAAAACUGCUGCCCAUGUUUCUCAUGGUGCUCCCUGGCAUGAUCAGCAGGGCCCUCUACCCCGAUGAGGUGGCCUGUGUGGUUCCUGAGAUAUGCAAGCGAGUCUGCGGGACGGAGGUGGGCUGCUCCAACAUCGCUUACCCCAAGCUGGUGGUGUCUGUUAUGCCUGAUGGCCUGAGGGGCCUCAUGUUAGCAGUGAUGCUAGCUGCCCUGAUGAGCUCCCUAGCCUCCAUCUUCAACAGCAGCAGUACGCUUUUCACCAUGGACAUCUGGACCCGUCUGAGACCACAGGCCCGUGAACGGGAGCUGAUGAUCGUGGGAAGAGUGUGGGUGCUCUGCAUUGUGUCAAUCAGUAUUUGCUGGAUCCCAGUAGUACAGGCUGCCCAGAGUGGUCAGCUGUUUGACUACAUCCAAUCAGUGAGCAGCUACCUGGCCCCGCCCAUCGCUGCAGUUUUCUUUCUUGCAGUAUUUGUAAAGCGAGUCAACGAACCGGGGGCUUUCUGGGGUCUCGUCGGGGGUCUGAGCAUGGGGCUGUGCCGGAUGAUCCCAGAAUUCACAUUUGGCACGGGGAGCUGCCUGUUCCCCUCAGACUGCCCCCCGCUGGUGUGUGGCUUCCAUUACCUGCACUUUGCAAUGCUGCUCUUCCUCUGCACCGGCAUCCUGGUGCUCGUCAUCAGCCACUGCACACCAGCCAUCCCAGACAGACACCUUCACCGCCUGGUGUUCAGCCUCCGCCACUCGAAGGAAGCAAGGGAUGACCUGGACUGGGAGGAAGAGGAGCGUGGGAGGACAGCCCGCAGGGAAGCGGCUGAGAAGAUCAGUGAGCAGCCAGCAGAUGGAGGUGGGUCCCAGUCCACGCUCAGGCGCCUGAUUGGCUGGUUCUGCGGCGUGAGUUCCACACAGACACCAGAACCCACAGAGGAAGAAGUUGUGGAGAGUCGUGACCAGCUACCCAGCAUCACAGAGGACCCGAAGUGGCAACACGUCGUCAAUAGCAACGCCCUCAUCAUGAUGGCCGUGGCCAUCUUCAUGUGGGGAUACUUUGCUUAGGAGGAAACAGCCAAUCAGGCGGGUUACCCAGCUGUCAUACUUGAUUUGCUUGCUUAAUGUUUUUUUUUUUUUAAAUACAAACCGAGUGUAAAAUAUUAACUAACAACUAAUGCUGUGAAGACGGUAAAAAAUUAUUUAACACAUAGGUUGACACACUAAGCAGUUGUGCAAGAUGUGGAUUGUUAAACGUAAUAGGUUAUCACAGAAACUAUAUUCACAAAUCAAUUCUUGGGCUGCGGCGUGGUGGUGCAGUGGUUAGCACUAGUGCCUCGCACCUUUGGGACCAGGAGUUCAAGUCUCUGCCUGGGUUCCAUGUGCGUGGAGUUUGCAUGUUCUCCCCACGUCAUCAUGGAGUUUCCUCCGGAUACUCCGGUUUCCCCCCACAGUCCAAAAACAUGCUGAAGCUAAUUGGAAUGACUAAAUUGCCUAUAGGUGUGAAUGGUGUGUGAGUGUGCCCUGUGAUGGGCUGCCCCCCCCAUCCAUCCUGGGUUAUUCACUGCCUCGUGCCCAUAGCUUCCAGGAUAGGCUCUGGACCCCCUGCGACCCAAAAGGAUAAGUGGUUUGGAAAAUGGAUGGAUGGAUGAAUUCCUGGGCCUCCCUGCACUCAGGGAAUCUUCAAGAGUCAGCAAAUAAUGGUUUACUGAACUGUCAAACUUCACUUCAGCUAGAAUGCAAAAAAAAAAGAUUCCAUUUACUGUGUGCCUAAGCUGAAAUUGCAAUGGACGCCCAAAUUCAAUACCAUCACGGCCCUGAAUAUAUGCACAGUUUACGUUUAAAUUAUGCUGCAAUUCAUGUUUGUCAGUGUGUGACUGAAGUGUGGAUAUUCAGGUGCGGAAAGUAAAAAAAUCCAGACCAAGAUUUUGUUUCAACCACCCAGUUGAGCAUAAAGUAAAUCAGUCAGAUUACUCAACUGGUUGGUUGAAACACAGUCUUCUGGUCUGGAUUUUUACUACCUGCACCUGAACUAUCCACCUGUGGUGUUUGAAGUAGAAUGAGAUUAACAGCUCAGCCAAAUCAUGCUGAAUGAAGGAACCCACCCCCAUAAUCCCCAGGACCAGAUGAAAGCCACUGGUCCAAAAGCAUGGAUAACUCAUUCUACCACAUAUCCCUGAUCAAAUACCCCCAGAACAGGCCUCCAUGCCCACCCUGAACUAACCAAUUAGGAUCUGAAGGCUGUGGAUAAACAGCCACAAUACAUAUAUUCAAAUUCUUCAAACGUUUGGAAUUCGAGGCUAAAAUUAACCUCAGCCAUUACAUUUAAGGAUCCAUGUUUCCUAAGGUACAUGGGAACAUGCAUAGGCACAGAAUCUUAAUUAGUACUGAUGACCAUUUACUGUGGCCUUGCUCACCUUCCCUUCAACGUGGGGGUCAUUUAAAAUAUUUCAUGAAUUAAAAAAAAAAAAAAAAAAACCCACUACAAGAGUGUUUCCAGUUUUAAAUCACUUCAGUUUAUUUGAGAAGCAGAAAUUCCCACGUAGCAUUGCACAGCUCGGACACCUACAGGGGUCUCCCAAAAACAGAAGAACGGACUAUUCUUCCUGACUUUUUUUUUUUUUUCAGUUUGAGGGGCUGGGGUACGGGGCCAGGAUUUAAGGCUGGAAGCUGGUUUUCAGAGUUCUCGUGGACCGAGUCCCAGUGUUCCCCACGCAGAGCAAACAGCGGCUUUGGCAACGCACGGCCUCUGCCGGCCAGCAGAGAGAGAGAGGGAGAGAGAGACAAAGAAUGGGGAGUGGCGGGAUAAGGCCGGGCCUGAAAUAAAAA
Molecule: messenger RNA, 3816 nt
Organism: Brienomyrus brachyistius
Lineage: Eukaryota; Metazoa; Chordata; Actinopteri; Osteoglossiformes; Mormyridae
Gene: slc5a2
Product: solute carrier family 5 member 2
Exons: 15
Coding region: 31-2055 (674 amino acids)
Biological process (GO): sodium ion transport; transmembrane transport
Cellular component (GO): plasma membrane
Molecular function (GO): D-glucose:sodium symporter activity
Source: RefSeq, a predicted model, not a curated record